Messenger RNA from Selaginella moellendorffii, 2184 nucleotides. RefSeq lists its product as uncharacterized. The transcript has 3 exons. Bases 230 to 2083 code for a protein of 617 amino acids. NCBI's taxonomy places the organism in Eukaryota, Viridiplantae, Streptophyta, Lycopodiopsida, Selaginellales, Selaginellaceae. The record is from RefSeq and is a predicted model, not a curated record.
UCCGUUGCAUUCAUGCAAUCUUGAUGAGGGGAGAGAAGGCGCGGCGAUGGCGACGCUCGGGGGAUUUCCACUUCCACACGAAGUGGACGCCGAUCGUGCGUAUUAUGGAGCCGGCAGCGCUGUUGCUAUCGUUCCCUUGCUGCUUCUUGGCGUGAUCGUCAGCGUAUGGCAUCGAUCUGGGAGAUCUUAGGGUGUUGUUGAUCGCGCACUCUUUGGCGCUGCUCCAAGAAUGCCAGGGAAAUGGAGGGCGCACAGGAAAGGAGGAUUCGCGAUCGGGGCGGCGUGCUUCUGUUUGCUGCUGAUCUUGGCGGCCAAGGCAUGGUACUCCGUGUCGAUUCGAGAUGGACAAGCUCGGGUUUCCACAGAUCGAGAGGAGGCUGGAAAGAUUGAUGAUGCAUUUGGCAACGGGGCUCCCUUCAUCCGAUAUUCCUCCAAAAACGAAUCCUUCGCUGUUGGGAAUCUGCGAUGGCAACCCCAGCUCUCGGCGGCCGAUUACUCCGCGAAUGGCUUGGCAGGCCCAUUCUCGAUUCUCAAGCACGCACAAAUUGGAGAGCUCCUUCUAAAAAUUGCGCGUGAUUGGGAGGAGCUGAGGCCGCGCUUGGGCGAGCAAAUGAUUCGUGCGGGCUUUGAGGGUCCUUCCGAUAGAGCGUGCUUUUUGUGGCUGGAAGAUUGCUUCAAGCUUGGCAGAGACAAAUCCAUCGUAGAGGCUGUGGAGGCUAUCCUCGGGCAUCCGGUGCUCCUCUUUGGGCUCACAGUUUGGAACGCCCCUCCAAAGUCCCAGCAAGCUCUCAAGCUCAAGUUCGAGGGCUUCCAAUGUGAGACAGUGGACGUGCUCCUUAACAGCGGCGCACGUCUCGUCCAGAAUUCCCACACGAUGACCAGAAAAAUGGCCAUCAAGCUCGCGAACCAGAUAAAAGCCGCGCGGAGAUUCUACGGCGGCGAAAGUCCUCAGCUCCGACAGCAAUUGGAAUCCGUGGUACUCAUGUAUCUCGCUGACAAAGUGGAGGGAGCGGCUGUGCAAGACAUCGACUUGGAGCCAGGCGGAGCCUAUUUUAUAAACGGCAGACUGCUGUAUGGCACCUCGAAUCCAACCGAGGCUCUCCAGGCGUCGCUGUUACUUCAGUUUGUGCCUGCCAAUUGCACUCUGCGAGACCAAGAGGUUGACAGCUCCCACAUUGCGUUGGUUUCCAGGCCAGUUCUUCCUUCUACCUUGCUAGCUUCUGAGACUUCGACGAGCGGUGAUAACCUGACCUCGGACGGUCGCAACGACGUUAGACACGGCCUGGUACAUAGCGAGCGCCUAAGUUUCGAGGAGGAGGACUUGUUUGAAAGACGGGAGUACAGGCCGCCGGGAAUUUUACCGGGUAGCAACAUAACAGUGUUGAGAAGACGGGCACGGGCUACAGGUGCUUCAGGUGUUUACGAGUUCGCUCGCUCGCCUCUGCUGGAUUGGAUCACAGUGGAGAUGUUAGCAUUCAAAGGGACAGAAGCCGCUUUCAAGUCAUCGGCACACGAUCAAGUAGUGGUGGUGGUGAGAGGAACGUUGAACUAUCACCACGUUGGUAGUCGGAGAGCCUACAGGGAAGUGAAAGAGCUCAGGAGUGGAGAACUGGCAUUUCUUUCCAGCUCGGAGCUCCAUGCUUUAACAUCAGGGGCCGGGGUCGAUUACAUUCGGAUAAGCUGGGCUGGGAAACAAGGCUCGACGUUGUUAAGCUCUGGCGUGGGAAAGAGCAUCAACAAUGGAAAGCAGGUGUUUGCGAUGCCAGUGAGCGGUCUGGGUGCCAUCAACGCGAGGUCUGUCGUUUUGAGAACUGGCCAGGCGUAUGAUCCGGAGAACGAGGCGGACUGCGACGUUCUCGUUGUGGUGUUGAAAGGAGCGCACUUGCAGAUUGUUCCUUCUCAGGAGUAUUUGCAAGUGAACGAAGCCGUCCUCAUCCCUGCGGGUGAAGCCUGUAUCCUCUGGAAUUCCGGGCUCUUUCCAGUGACAAUAAUCGCUCUCCAGCUCUACGCGUCGCUCAAGUUUGACGACAAGGACUCGUGCUACUUGGAAGCGGCUUACAGAACUCGCGGGAAAGUUAUGUAAAGAUUUCGUGAGGUGAGAGUAGUAUACUUCUUCCAUUUCAUGCGCGUUUCAUCUCAUUACUUACAACAGCAGAUUUUUACAAAACUGGAUUGCACUGGCUA